AUGCCAUCGCCAAUAUUGAUCUCCAACAGCUCGGGAUAUUUCACGUUACCGGUGGUGAUACGAAGCAUUGCGGUUACCACGUCGGGAAUAUGGACUUCCCCAGCAAAUCUGCAUUUUUACACGGCGGAGAACAUUCACAGUUGUUUGAAAUACAUUGCCAUCUCGCUCUUGAUAUAUUUUCUCCUGUCGGGCCCGUUAUUGCUCGCAAAACUCUUGAUGAUGGCAAUACACAAUGAACGAGGAUUCCAAAUAGUCAAGACCGUGCAAGAGUUCUGCAGCAACCAUGUUGUGUUUGAGUGCUUUUCCGCGGCGUUUCUCAGCUUUUUCGACCUGGACCUCGAAAGGUUGUUCUUGAUGAAUUUAAAACAUACAGAUGAGUUGAACGGGGGCACAAACUACGGUAGAAACUACUUAAAGUUGCCUGAUCAUAACCGAAUAGGCGGGUGGGAUUUCAAAUCUUUCAAGCGGGCGUGGAAGUUUAAUCGACAAUUUAAAUUUUUCCUCAAGAGAUACACCAACUACUUGUCGUUAAACGCGGUUGUGUUUUGCUGCAUCUACAUCUUGCCCCAGUCCCUAGCAUCAAGCAUUUUAGCAUUUAUUUCAUUCCAAGCGCUUUUGGACAAGUUUGGCACCCAGUUGUCCAUUGUGUACGUGGCGUUGUUGCAAAUGACAGAUUUACAGUAUCGCGCCAUGUUUAUCACUACAUAUUUCGGCGCCAUGAACUUGGCUCAAGAUUUGCUUAUCCCGUACUUUAACCGGGUCAACUUUACAAACCUGGAACAAGAACAAUGGAUCAAUACCAGAAAGGGGGUGCUAUUUGGCAUUGGCAUUAUUUAUUUCAUCGCGAUCCACAAGACGCGCUGGAUAUCCAUGCUCAUAUACUCGAAUGCGUUUUUCAACAUGGGGUCGAUCAUCACUCGUAUCACGAGCGAAAUACCUGCAAACUCAAAGGAAUUGAGUGCAUGGGCCACAUUGGAAAGCGUAUGGGAUGGACAUGAAAAAUUUGUUGGAGAGGGAACAUCAUGA
This is a messenger RNA of Lodderomyces beijingensis, 1026 nucleotides long. NCBI's taxonomy places the organism in Eukaryota, Fungi, Ascomycota, Pichiomycetes, Serinales, Debaryomycetaceae. The record is from the annotation of a GenBank genome assembly.